GUCUCCGGCUAGCAGUAGUGAAGUUUCCGGUUGCAGAAGAAGUUGUCCCUCCCGAAGAACUAGAAGGGAGACAGACAGAGAGUGCCAAACGGCGUCGAUUUUCGUUGUGAGGCCAAGACCAAGUGACAAGUGACCAUCGGCCAGUAAAACCCACGAGCCUGUGUGUUUUUGUCUGUGUGUGUGAUUCUUCCAACUUCUCGCUCCAAACUAUCGAAACCAAUCUGCGCAAACAUGUUCAGCCAGCACAGGCAUCAAUGGACGAACCUGGUCAACCUGAUUGUGCUGCUGGUUUUUAGCAGCGUAAUCAACCACAUCUGGGCGGCAGCAGAAGAACCCUCGUUGGCAGCGGAACAGCACCAGCAGCAGCACGAAUCGACGCCACAGCACAGUCUCCAGAAGCGCACGUGGAAAAACCUGCAGGGUGGCUGGGGAAAACGGAAUCCGGCACCGAACGAUCCGUCGUCGGAAUCGGAUCCGGACUAUUACGGGUCUUACCCGGUUGGUGGUCACGGAGGGGAAGAGAAUCCCAUCGGAGAUGACAUUCCCGGCAACGACUUGGAAAAACUGCAAACAUAUUUGAUUAAGGGACUGAUGAACCAGCAACGGAUGGCUCAAAUGGACACUCAGUACGACGGACCGGACGAGGAAUAUCCCGGAGCGGAAAAGCGAGCCUGGAAUAAAAUGCAGGGCGGUUGGGGUAAACGGGUCAACUCAGGACCUGCUCAAUGGAAUAAGUUUAGAGGAGCAUGGGGCAAACGCGAACCGGGCUGGAACAACCUGAAGGGACUGUGGGGCAAACGGUCCGAAAAGUGGAACAAACUGUCAUCGUCCUGGGGUAAACGUGAUAGCGGCAAUAGCAAUAGUUACUAAACACACUUCCCACACACCAGAGAAGACACAACAGAAUUUAAGGAAAACAGCAGCUCACUGAUUUUGUAUAUAUAAUCACACAAUGUGUAAAAGUUCUACUGUUUGUUAUAGCAUAAGUUGUUUUCGAUAUCAUGAUUUUUAUAAAUACUCAUAAAACAAACAUAAAACGCCAAUAAAUGGCAUAGUAAAGAAAGUAAGGAACGAAAUGCGUGAAGAGCUAACCAUCCAAAUUAAUAUUAAUUGGUAAACUUAUCGGCAGCGAACAUAAUUUACUUAAGUUUUAUGUUGCAACAAAAUCAUAUUACCUAUUAGCAGAGGUGGAAAAUAUACGAAAAAUGAACAAGAUAUUCCAAACUAACAACAGCGUGUAACAUAAUGGAUGUAUGUUUUAUGUAAGAAUAUUCUCUCAUGUGUUACUGAAAAAAAAACAGCAUGUAACCCACACUACCGUCAGUAUGAAUCAGCAAUACCGGCGAGGAAAUCAUGACAUAAAGACAGCAUAAUAAAACUAGCGUUUACAUUUA
Molecule: messenger RNA, 1394 nt
Organism: Culex pipiens pallens (northern house mosquito)
Lineage: Eukaryota; Metazoa; Arthropoda; Insecta; Diptera; Culicidae
Gene: Mip
Product: allatostatins MIP
Exons: 3
Coding region: 232-870 (212 amino acids)
Source: RefSeq, a predicted model, not a curated record